UCCUAGAAUGAUCUUUGAUCUAGCCAGAAUAUAAAGGGAAACUGCAGGAAAGGCAAAGGUUUUUCUCUGAGAUGGGACACACGAGUGUUGCUGUAUGAGGACAGCGAGACAAGAAGGCUUUUGACUGCACAGGCCCAGGAAGGACAACACAGCUUGCUAAUAUUUGUCACUUGCCAACAUGUUGGAAGAAGACGAUGAGACGUGUUGGAAUAACCUGGAGAACUUCCGUGUGAAGCUGAUCUCUGUGAUAGAACCUUCCCGUAUAACACCAUAUCUUCGCCAGUGCCAAGUGAUUAGCCAUGAUGAUGAAGAACAAAUUCUUAAUGACCCCAGCCUGGUCAUGCGCAAACGGAAAGCAGGUGUUCUUCUGGACAUUCUUCAGCGGACAGGACACAAAGGCUUUGAGGCAUUUCUUGAGAGUCUUGAGCUUUAUUAUCCACAACUGUAUAAGAAAAUAACUGGCAAGGACCCCAGCAGGGUAUUCUCUAUGAUUAUAGACACUGCUGGGGAAUCCGGCCUAAGCCAGCUCCUGAUGAACGAGAUCACAAAGCUGCAGAGCGCCAUGCAGGAGGAGCGGCGAAAGGCCCAGGAGCUCGCCAUGUGGCUGCGCACCAAAGAGGACACGAUCAGAGAGAUGUGGGUGAGGGACAGCCUGCUGCAGAAGCACCAGGAGCGGGCACAGAAGAUGAAGGAGGAGAGAGACAGCCUGAGCAAAGAGCUGCGGAAGUGCAAAGAUGAGAACUACAACCUGGCAAUGAGCUACGCCAAGCAAAGCGAGGAGAAGAGUGCUGCCCUCAUGAAAAACCGGGACCUGCUCCUAGAGAUUGAUCACUUGAAGCACAGCCUCAUGAAGGCUGAGGAUGACUGCAAACUGGAGAGGAAGCACACAAUGAAACUGAAGCAUGCUAUAGAGCAGCGCCCAAGCCACGAGGUGAUGUGGGAGAUCCAGCAGGAGAAGGAGUUGCUUUUGGCCAAGAAUCAGGAGCUGGAGAACACUCUCCAGCAGGUUGCCAGGGAACAGAAUUUGGAGAACAGCCUCUCCAAGGAGGUUCUGGAGAAUGACUGCAGCCAGAUGCUAGAAAAACACCAGGAGCUGAUGAACACCAUUUACAGCCUUCGUAAGGAGCUGCGGCGAGCCGAGGUGCUCCAAGACAAACACGCGGAGGAAAAAGAGAUGCUUGAGCUACAGUGCAUGUCUCUGAGGAAGGACUCUCAGAUGUACAAGAAGCGGAUUGAAGCUGUCUUGCAACAGAUGGAGGAAGUGGCUUCAGAAAGAGACCAGGCACUCCUGACCCGAGAGCAGUUCUAUACGCAGUACUCCAAGAAUCUGGUUGAGAGGGAUGCUUACCGGAAGCAGAUUCGGGAGCUGGGGGAGCGAUGUGAUGAAAUGCAACUGCAGUUGUUCCAAAAGGAGAGUCAGUUACUGGCUACUGAAGCCAAGCUGAAAAGGUUGCAAAUGGAGCUACCGACACCGACUUCUGACCUGGAUGACACCUCCCCCAGAAAUUCCCAGGAACUUAUUCUUCAUGGUCAUCUAGAUGAAGAUACACAGCCGACUAAUAAACAAGAUUACCCGGAAGGACAAAACCAGCAGUUUAGCACUCAAGAGAGCAGUCGGCCUGCAGAGUCAUCCCGAUUCAAAGAGUGUGGCUCAGCCAGCGAGGACUUGGCAGAAAAGGAACGGAGGAGGAUGAAGGACUGCUUUGAGCGUUACCAAAGGUCUGGCCUUUAUCUUGUUUUCAGAAAAAGGGCAAUGCGAAGGGUACCGAAGAACAGACCCCAUGAAGCAGACUGGGAAAACACCACCGGCAGCGACAACACGGACACUGAAGGCUCCUAAGAGCAGGACCGGACCGGAAAGGGGAACAGCGGGGCGUGCUGGGGGCUGCAACGCACCUAUCCCUAUUUCUGUCCCUUCACAGGGGCUGCUUAGAUUUUAAAACCAUCUACCCAAGCAUCAUCAUUUAAAAAAAAAAAAAA
This is a messenger RNA of Struthio camelus australis, 1980 nucleotides long. NCBI's taxonomy places the organism in Eukaryota, Metazoa, Chordata, Aves, Struthioniformes, Struthionidae. The record is from RefSeq and is a predicted model, not a curated record.